GGUAGCCUUGCGCGUUCUUCCGAUUCUGUAAAAGCUGGAGGCUCGUCCAUUUUGUUAGCACGUACGAUCCCGGUUAGUCGACGCCGGUGCAAAGUAUAAUUCUCGUUUGCAACGAGUUCGUGUUACUCGAGUAGAGUAAGGGCUACGAAGCCAGUGGCUGUCUGUCGGCGGCGUUCGUGGAUUUGUAGCUGCAUAUCGUAAGUACAGAGAGCGCAGCUGGCAAGCGUGAGAACCUACUUGUAGAUACAUAGCGCAACAAGAAUUAGAACGGAGGAGAAGCCGCUGGAAAGAGAAUCGUUGUGCCAGGGCCGCGAAACGCAUCGCGUACCCGGUUCGUCGUUAGUUUUAGUUUUAGCAAGAUGGCGGAACUACAGGGAACCCCGGUUGCUCAAGACGCCCUGUCCGUAGCCCAGUUAGAGCUCGGUGGAAAUCCAAACGCCUUAGCUUUGCGUAGGCCGUUUGACCCUGUGGCACAUGAUCUCGACGUGGGUUUCCACCUUACGCGGUUCGCCGACCUAAAAGGAUGAGGGUGUAAAGUCCCUCAGGAGGUUCUUGGGAAACUCCUCGAGGGACUACAGGCCGACGAUGGUAGCGCACAAGAUCAUGAACAUGCCCAUUUUAUGCACAUGGCCAUUCCACGCAUCGGCAUUGGCAUGGAUUCCUCCGUAACUCCACUGAGGCAUGGAGGGCUUAGUUUGGUACAAACUACAGAUUUCUUCUAUCCAUUAGUUGAUGAUCCUUACAUGAUGGGUAAAAUUGCAUGUGCAAAUGUUAUCAGUGAUCUGUAUGCCAUGGGUGUUACUGAAUGUGACAAUAUGCUAAUGUUGUUGGGAGUCAGUACAAAGAUGACUGAAAAGGAAAGAGAUGUUGUUGUGCCCUUGAUCAUGAGAGGGUUCAAAGAUUCUGCUCUGGAAGCUGGUACAACGGUAACAGGAGGUCAAACAGUUGUUAAUCCUUGGUGUACAGUAGGUGGUGUUGCUUCUACUGUUUGUCAACCAAACGAAUACAUUGUACCAGACAAUGCCGUUGUGGGUGAUGUUCUUGUUUUGACAAAGCCACUGGGAACUCAAGUCGCUGUUAAUGCUCAUCAAUGGUUAGAGCAAGCAGAUCGCUGGAACAGAAUUAAACUUGUGGUCAGUGAAGAUGAUGUAAGGAAAGCUUAUCAGAGAGCAAUGGAUAGUAUGGCCAGGCUUAACAGAAUAGCGGCUAGAUUAAUGCAUAAAUACAAUGCACACGGAGCAACAGAUGUUACGGGUUUUGGCCUUUUGGGACACGCACAAAAUUUGGCCAAACACCAGAAGAACGAAGUCUCUUUUGUUAUUCAUAAUUUGCCCGUAAUCGCAAAAAUGGCAGCUGUAGCAAAAGCGUGCGGUAACAUGUUUCAACUCCUUCAAGGCCACUCGGCGGAAACCAGCGGAGGAUUACUUAUUUGCUUACCUAGAGAACAGGCUGCUGCAUAUUGUAAAGAUAUCGAAAAGCAGGAAGGAUACCAAGCGUGGAUCAUUGGUAUCGUAGAGAAAGGGAAUCGCAUGGCUAGAAUAAUCGACAAACCACGAGUAAUAGAAGUACCAGCUAAAGAAAAAGAUGGGGAGCUUUGGUAAAGGAUCACAGAUGUUGGCGAAACUUUUUUAUUUACUUUCAUGUAUUUAGGAGGAACUACACGCAACACAGAAAACACGCAUUUACAUAAAUCAACACUACUGUAUCAGAUUCAAAGCACUUAUAUGUGCACCAUUAUUACGGUGAAGUAACGAAUUUUCAAUAUUUGGGUAAAAAUCUGAUUAUAUACAGUGAUCGUCCCAUUUUGUCCCACGGGUUAAAAGAAUGAGAUAUAAUAAUACAAACUUAUAUUUACGUGUUA
Molecule: messenger RNA, 1861 nt
Organism: Bombus terrestris (buff-tailed bumblebee)
Lineage: Eukaryota; Metazoa; Arthropoda; Insecta; Hymenoptera; Apidae
Gene: Sps1
Product: inactive selenide, water dikinase-like protein
Exons: 6
Biological process (GO): L-selenocysteine biosynthetic process
Cellular component (GO): cytoplasm
Molecular function (GO): selenide, water dikinase activity; ATP binding
Source: RefSeq, a predicted model, not a curated record